This is a messenger RNA of Adineta steineri, 2478 nucleotides long. NCBI's taxonomy places the organism in Eukaryota, Metazoa, Rotifera, Eurotatoria, Adinetida, Adinetidae. The record is from the annotation of a GenBank genome assembly.
AUGAAUAACAAACCAACAUGCAUUACUUUCUUCUUGAUGUUAUCAACACUAUUCAUUAUUAUAUCCACAAAUUCAGGAAAUGCUCUUCCUAUUAGUUUAAGAUCAAUAUUCACAGCUAAUAAAUCAAAAUGGUCUGAAACUGGCCAUUUAAAUAAUCCACGACUUUAUCAUGCGGCAAGUUUGCUAUUAGAUGGAAAGGUAUUAGUUACUGGUGGAGAAGCUGAUGACGCUUGUUCCACUGCAGAACUUUAUGAUCCAAUAUCAAAAAAUUGGACAAAGUGUUACAACAUGUUUUAUGGUCGAUGGGCUCAUACAGCAACUGCAUUAAGAAAUGGGAAAGUUUUAAUUGCUGUAGGAUAUGUUGGAGAGCUAGAACCUUUGGGUAAUGUCAAAUACAUGUAUAAUGAGGCUGAGUUGUAUGAGACAUCAACAGGAUAUUGGUUCCAUACCACUAGCAUGAAUAUCGAACGGUACUUUCAUACAGCAUCCUUAUUACAAAAUGGAAAUGUUUUAGUUGUAGGUGGAUCCGAUGAUGCACCCAACAGUGCUGAAAUAUAUGACCCAAAAAUGGAAACUUGGAUAAAUACUACAGAUAUGCAUUAUGCACGGAGAUGGCAAACUGCAACUGUGCUAAAAAAUGGACAAGUAUUAGUUACGGGUGGGUGGGAUUUUUCGUCUAAUAUGAUGAACAGUGCAGAAAUAUAUGAUCCAUCAACAAACACAUGGAAAGUUGUUGGCAGUAUGAAUUAUAAACGAUGUUUUCAUACAGCAACAUUAUUAACGAAUGGUAAAGUGUUAGUCGCUGGAGGAAUAUAUGAUGAUCAUAAUAUUGUAAACAGUACGGAAUUAUUUGAUCCAUCGACUGAAUCCUGGACAAUUACUGGUAAUAUGACUCAAGGACGAUACCUACAUACAGCAUCAUUACUGAAAAGUGGAAAAGUAUUAGUUUCUGGUGGAGGCAGUUUUACUAGUGAGUUUUCAACUGAUGCUGAACUGUAUGAUUUCUCAAUAGGUGUGUGGACAAAUACGAGUAGCAUGAAUUAUCAACGUGCAAGCCACACAGCAACGGUGCUAGCAGAUGGAAAUGUGCUAGUUAUUGGUGAACCAUGUGAUAAUAUUAUUCAUAUAUGUUCAUCACAAAUUGUAUGUUUACCAUUAAUAGCAAUAAAUUUCUGUCGAAGAGGAUGGUUUAAUAAUGGACGUAUGAAUAAUGCACGAUGGUUGCACACAGCAUCUGUAUUAUCUAAUGGAAACGAUUUAGUUAUUGACAUUGACACAAAUCCUGAGUUAUAUGAUCCAUCAACAGGAAUAUGGACAUUGAUCGGAAAACCUUUGAUAUCCUCAUUGAAUUGUACACAGUAUUCAUCUGAUCUUGAUGUACUUCAUUCAUUGCCAUUCAAUAUUACAAUUGCAAAUGGAACUACAAAGUGUACACCAAGAGGUCCAUGCGCGACAAUUAAUUCUCAUCAACAAGUAACCAGUUUCGAUGUGUGGAAUCGCGGACCACAAGAGGCUCUUCAGGUGUACUGUCUUACGCAUCUAUCACAACUGAGAUUACAAUUUCAUGAACCGCAAUGGCAUAUACCAACGGAGAUUGGUGACUUGACGGACGUAAUGGCACUUUAUCUUGAGAAUAUCGCUGAUGGGAGUGAUAUACCAGAGACAAUUGGAAAACUGACUAAUCUAGAAUGGUUAAGCGCAACUGCAUGGAAAUUAACCGUACUUCCAGAUUCGUUAGGCAACUGCAAAAAACUAAGGUUUUUAUCUAUUGCUGCUCCAUUGAAGCAAUUGCCAAUCUCUCUCAGUCUUUUACCUCUAGCGAACCUAUGGGUAACUUAUUUCGCUGGCUCAUCAGUUCCACAGGAUUUCUUUCACAGUCUUAAUCCAACAUUGAAAACACUGAGAAUCAAUAUUUCCAAGUUUGAAUCUUUUGAUAGUUUUUCCACUUUGACUAAUCUUGAAGUGUUGGAAGUGGUAAGCACAGGCCUAAUGGAAGUUCCCGUGGAAUUUAACGCUCUCACUUCUAUCAAAGGUUUUCAUGUAGCAGGCAAGAAUAAUCUAUCUCGAUUGUCCGAGGACUUCCCCAUCGAAAAUUUAGAGAGAUUACUUCUUGAAAAUAAUUGUUUUACUAAACUUCCGGUGCAAGCUUUACUCAGUAGAAAUUUAGAGGCACUCGAAUUAUCUGGUAAUCGACUUGUUGAUAUCUCGGAAAUUGUGCUAGCCAAAGGUCCAUUACAAGAUGUACGAUUCUCGAAUAAUAAGAUUGAGACAUUACCCGAGACCAUCAACAAACUUGGUGAUAGUUCACAAUCACUUUAUAUGAAUGGAAACCGACUGCGAACUGUACCAGCAGAGGAACUGGUGAAAAUGAAAAAGCUAAGAUUAUUAGAUAUAAGUAAUAAUCAAAUAUCGGACAAUGAGAAAGCACGUCUACGAACUAUUUUUGCAGCGAAUCCAAGUCUUCAUGUUCAGUUUUAA